AUGUCGACGUUCGAGCAGGUUGUCGUCAUCGAUGGCAAGGGCCAUCUCCUUGGCCGACUCGCCUCCAUUGUCGCCAAGCAGCUCCUUAGCGGCCAGAAGAUUGUCAUCGUCCGCUGCGAGGCUCUCAACAUCUCUGGCGAGUUCUUCCGCGCGAAGCUCAAGUACCACGCCCACCUCCGAAAGAUCACCCGAUUCAACCCCACCCGCGGAGGUCCUUUCCACUUCCGUGCUCCUUCCCGAAUCUUCUACAAGGCCGUCCGUGGCAUGAUCCCCCACAAGACUGCCCGUGGUGCCGCCGCUCUCGAGCGCCUCAAGGUCUUUGAGGGUGUCCCCCCUCCCUACGACAAGAAGAAGAAGAUGGUCGUCCCCCAGGCUCUCCGUGUUCUCCGACUCCAGCCCGGCCGCAAGUACUGCACCGUUGGCCGUCUGAGCCACGAGGUUGGCUGGAAGUACCAGGACGUUGUUAGCCGAUUGGAGGACCGAAGAAAGGCCAAGGCCGCGGCCUACUACGAGCGCAAGAAGAUUGCUGCCCGACAACUCUCGGACGCCAAGAAGACCGCCGCCGUCAAGGACGAGACCACCAAGGCCCUCGCUGCCUUUGGCUACUAA
Messenger RNA from Fusarium keratoplasticum, 609 nucleotides. RefSeq lists its product as uncharacterized. Gene Ontology annotation, biological process: negative regulation of translation; translation. Lineage: Eukaryota; Fungi; Ascomycota; Sordariomycetes; Hypocreales; Nectriaceae. Gene Ontology annotation, molecular function: mRNA binding; structural constituent of ribosome. Gene Ontology annotation, cellular component: ribosome; cytosolic large ribosomal subunit. The transcript is spliced from 5 exons. The record is from RefSeq and is a predicted model, not a curated record. Bases 1 to 609 code for a protein of 202 amino acids.